AUAUUGCUCCUUCUUGUCUCCUGCCUCCAUCAUCUGCAUGAGGACGCUGUCUACUUACUUAUAUCAUCAAAAUACGCAUCGUACACCCUGUUAUCUACCAGCAUCAAUCGUUAUCAACUCGUCAGAUAUUUGAGCAUCUCUGUGAAACAAAGUUAUGAAGGCACCAGCACAGAAGGCAGGAAAAAUGGGGGAUAAAUCACCAAAAGUAGCAAAAGAAAAUGUAGAAGUGAAAACACCAAAAUCAACAAAGAAAUCUGGAUCUAAGAAGACUCCAAAAGUGGACAGUAACACACCAAAAGCAUCGAUAAAUGAGGGUAACUUCCAAUCGCCACCAUCUGGAAAAAAAAAAAACAGCCAGACACCAGUAAGAAAUAUGGAUGUCACCCAAACGCCAAAAUCAGAAGAGAAAAAGAGUAAGAAAACACCCAAAUCUCAAGACAAAACCGAUUUUGUCCAAACAGAGAAGAAUACUGGAAGCAGUAGAUCGCCAGAUCAUAUUGGCAAGGAAAGUACAAUGGAUUCUUCACCAAGAGGUGGUUUCAGAGGUCGUGGGAGCUUCAGAGGAGAUCGAGGGAGCUUCAGAGGAGAUCGAGGGAGCUUCAGAGGAGACCGUGGAGGAUUCAGAGGGCGUGGUAGCUUCGGAGGGGGACGUGGGGGCUUCAGGGGAGGAGACCGUAGAGACUUCAGAGGAGGAGACCGUGGAAGCUUCAGGGGUGGAGACCGUGGAGGCUUCAGGGGUGGAGACCGUGGAGGCUUCAGGGGUGGAGACCGUGGAGGCUUCAGGGGUGGAGACCGUGGAGGCUUCAGGGGUGGAGACCGUGGAGGCUUCAGAGGUGGAGACCGUGGAGGCUUCAGGGGUGGAGACCGUGGAGGCUUCAGGGGAGGAGACCGUGGAGGCUUCAGGGGAGGAGACCGUGGAGGCUUCUGGGGUGGAGACCGUGGAGGCAUGCAGCCUGCAGAAUAUGAUCCCUGUGGGCUCUUCAUAAUGUUCCCUGAACUCAUGACCAAGAGUGAUGUCGAAAAGGUGAUGGAAGUUUCAAGUGCUGCCAAUAGUUUGAAAUUUGGAAAGAUGGUGCAAUUAUAUUUUAAUGACCCUGAGACAGCAAAUGAAGUUAAAGGGAAACUAUCAGAGAUGGACUUCGGUGGAUACCAACCACGUGUUCAACAAAGUUUCAGGAAGAGAAAGCAGGAGGACAAGCCUAAUGAAGAAACCGAGGAGUCUCCUACUAAGAAACAAAAAGUUUCAGGUUUGAGUGAAGAGAAGAAAGAGGAGAAAGAAAUGGACGAUGAUGAUGGUGACAUUUUCGGUGAUGAUGACAAUGACGAAGGCGAUGAUGAUGAUGAUGACGACGACGACGAUGACGAUGACGAAGAUUCCGAUUCUGAUUCGGAAAUAGACAACGUAUAUAAAAUGCGUUUUUUUAGGUUCGGUGAAAUGCCUGACACAAAGAUGAAGAGCAAUGAAGAUGAUGACAAUGCCGUCAAGGAUAAGGGCGAUGGAGAUGAUGGCGAUGCCGUCAAGGAUAAGGGUGAUGAAGAUGAUGAUGAUGAUGACGACGACGAUGAUGACGACGACGAUGAUGACAAUGAUGACGAUGAAGACGACGACGAAGACGACGACGAAGAUGACGAUGAAGACGAUAACGAAUAAUCACUUGUCAGUUAUCGUUAGCAUACUGCUUAUGUAUAUGUAAUAAACAUGUAAGCUGAA
This is a messenger RNA of Cherax quadricarinatus, 1711 nucleotides long. RefSeq lists its product as uncharacterized. Gene Ontology annotation, cellular component: nucleus; Ino80 complex. Gene Ontology annotation, biological process: chromatin remodeling. Lineage: Eukaryota; Metazoa; Arthropoda; Malacostraca; Decapoda; Parastacidae. The record is from RefSeq and is a predicted model, not a curated record.